Aspergillus mulundensis is the source of this 342-nucleotide messenger RNA. RefSeq names its product putative arsenate reductase (Arc2). Bases 1 to 342 code for a protein of 113 amino acids. The transcript has a single exon. The record is from RefSeq and is a predicted model, not a curated record. NCBI's taxonomy places the organism in Eukaryota, Fungi, Ascomycota, Eurotiomycetes, Eurotiales, Aspergillaceae.
AUGCCCGAAGAACAACCCUGGCACGCCUCCUUCCCCGCCCCCAAAACCACUGACCCCGCGUCCCUCCCACGCUCAACACUGCUCAAAUGGCUGCAACCAGACAGCUCCCGAAACCCCGGAUCCGACUUCCUCGUCAUCGAUCUGCGCAGGAAUGACUUUGAAGGCGGCUCGAUAAAGGGCUGUCUUAAUCUCCCCGCGCAGAGCCUAUACCCGUCGCUGCCGACAUUGUUUGCGCUCGUGAAGGGUGCGGGGGUAAAGGAUGUUAUAUUUUAUUGUGGUACGUUCGCUAGUCUCUUCCCUGGAGUGGGAGUGUGGCGUUGGGCGGUUUUGGGAAUAGUCUGA